UUAGCAACCUGUCUGCACGCAUGUAGUCUAACCUGCUGCACUCUGUUUGCCUGGGAGUUUUGUUUGUGACCAUGUCUUUUACUAGAAGGUUUUGUAAACUGUUAGUGUUCUGUACGGUCAUUGUUGUGGUUGUGCUGCUACUGCGGUACUGGAUGGCCUCAAAGAAGUACGUUUUUAGUAAUGAAGAGGUCGCUAUGUUGGUCAAACAAUAUGCAGGGCAGGACCAUGAGCAAGCUUUCUCCAAAGUGGUGGUGGAACUUAGAAAGAGGUAUCCGGGUCACAUCCUACCAGAUGAGGACUUGCAGUGGGUGUUUGUGAAUGCUGGAGGCUGGAUGGGCUCCAUGUGUCUCCUCCAUGCCUCCUUCACAGAGUACUUGUUGCUGUUUGGUACUGCAGUGGACACUGGAGGACACUCGGGUCGAUACUGGGCGGAGAUCUCCGACACCAUCAUCUCAGGUACUUUCAGGCAGUGGAAGGAGGGGACCACCAAGAGUGAAGUGUAUUAUCCAGGUGACACUAUUGUUCAUGAAGUGGGCGAAGCCACGUCGGUCCAGUGGAGCGCUGGGACGUGGAUGGUGGAGUACGGCCGAGGUUUCAUCCCUUCCACGCUUGGCUUUGCUCUGGCAGACACCCUUUUCAGCACCCAGGACUUUGUUACCAUGUACUACACCAUCCUUGUUUACCUAAAGGCUCUGAUGCUGGAGGCCGGCACACUACUUACAGAGGCUGGAAUCUUCUAAGCAACGGAAGAUGAUCACAUACUUCCAGAUUGACUUGGGACAUCAAAACGCUUUCUGCAGUUUAAAUCUGAUGAGGAGGAGUUUUUAUGCAGAACGUUCUCGGGAGCAAAACUGUGAGAUGUAAUUAAUGACAAUCCAGUUUACAUACUCUUUAAAAUCCUGUUGAACUUAUAAAUUAACUUCACAAACACAGUUACACUACAUCAGAUCUUGGAAAUCUGUAAAAUGGUUGUCACCCCAUGCUAAAUAAUUCCCUGACAGGUCAGACUGCUCAGGUGUGGCAGGUAUCUGGAUGUCUGGUUUAUUGAUUUUGAGGCCUUACAGUUUUUGAUGCCAAAUUUUAGAUUAUUUGUAAUUCAUUGUCCAAAACAUCCUGAAAUCCACAAAUUCAAAAUAUACUGACACAAUUAAACAGGAAAACAAAAAAUAAUCAUAUUGCUGCUAAGAUACCAGUAGCAAUCUUGUCAUCUACAGUACAAUAUUUUCCCACAUAAACUUGAGCAAAAGGACACAAUACUUUCAUAAUUCAAAAACCAGUUGGGCAAAAUGUUGUCGCACUGAUCUUCCUGGAAUUGUCAAGCUUAUCCAGCUGAUAUUUGCUAGGAUAUCGAGCUUUAGUUUCAACACUAUGACUGUCUGCUUUUCGUGAUCAUAAAUAUUUUCAAAUUCUUCAACUUGUCAUUUUUUGAAAGAGCAGGGAAAAGCGGACAUUUUUUCAGGCGACUGAUCAUCUGUGUGCAGUAACAGGUGGGAGAUGGGCAGGACUGGUUUUCCCCAUGUGCCAAAAGAACAUGGGGAAAACCUUGUUCCCCAUGAUCAGAAUCCUGAUCAUUCUGGAAGUUUUACAUCAAAGGACCAUUAAACUGCAGGAAUGGUAACAUCAAUUUUAGCUGAUUUCAAAACAUCUGUCUUUAGAAACAUAAAUAUACCAUGUCACCAGUGACCAGCCCACAUAAACAUGUAUAAAUGUCUUGUUUCUAUGCACGUUGAUGUUCUAUGGAGGAUCAUGGCAACAAUCAUCCACAGAAACCAGCACCAGGGACGAAAAAAUAAUUUUUCUCUUUCUGAAAGCAAUUUUUUAUCAGACUUGAUUCUUUCAUUUGUAUCUGGCCUUCUUGAAAAUAUUUAAAAUCUAGCAAACUAUUGUAACUAUUUUUGUUCAAACUGUUUGCAAAAUAAAAAUGCAAUUUUCACACUACAUUUUUUUAAUUACAAUGGUAAAAAUGUUUUGUUUUUUGUUUUUUUGUCUUCAACAGCAAUGUUCAGUUUUCUAUGUCCCCUCAUGUUCUUGAAGUCUGUCAAAUAGUUCAUCUGGCAAUUUUUAGUUAAACUAUUUGUAAGUAUGUGCAGGUCGUAUCUGUCCCAGCAAACUUUGCACUGUAAUCCUGUGCUAUUACUGUUUCAUUUUUCUACUGAAUGUUUUUUAAAAAAAAACAUGUAAAACCUUUAGGACUGUAACAUUCUGAAGACGAUAAGAUAAAAUUGCAAAGCUCUGGUGUUAUUUUGCAUCACAUCUUUAAAAAAAUAAACUUGUGUUGUUUUAAAGUUGAACUAUGACUGUAUCUGCAGCUGGAUUUGUCAACUCUGAGAAACCAGGCUGAAUUUAUAACCCAUCCAAACACUUAAUAAAGAACCAUUGACGGUA
This is a messenger RNA of Poeciliopsis prolifica (blackstripe livebearer), 2385 nucleotides long. RefSeq names its product sigma non-opioid intracellular receptor 1 (gene sigmar1). The transcript is spliced from 5 exons. The coding region runs from base 72 to 740 and encodes 222 amino acids. Gene Ontology annotation, cellular component: endoplasmic reticulum. The record is from RefSeq and is a predicted model, not a curated record. Lineage: Eukaryota; Metazoa; Chordata; Actinopteri; Cyprinodontiformes; Poeciliidae.